This is a messenger RNA of Striga hermonthica, 1749 nucleotides long. NCBI's taxonomy places the organism in Eukaryota, Viridiplantae, Streptophyta, Magnoliopsida, Lamiales, Orobanchaceae. The record is from the annotation of a GenBank genome assembly.
AUGACUGGUGGGUCAUUGGGAUCAAGACUGUCCGGAAGUUUUGGAUCCUUGCAGCAACAGGCACAGAAUGGAGGAUCACAGCUUCAGAAUCUGUACAUAACUCGCAGGCCAUCAAAGACAUCCCUUACUGGUUAUAGAGAGAAAGAAAAGUUUUUCUCCACCACUUUCAGAUAUUUGAGCAGAAAGAAAGUCGCAAUGCUGGUGCUGGCGGCUUUCGCCAUUGUAGCAUUCAUGACAGGGUUCUUUACAGUCAAUAAAGAGGAUGAUUUCGACAGCUCAGGUUUGCCAUUUGAUGCUAGAUAUUUUAACAAGUCCGUCAUCACCCCUACAUACUUUUCUGGAAAAGAAACAGUGCCAUCUAACAGUAGUUUGAAGAUUAACAAAGUUUUAGUAUGUAAAGAGAGUACCUAUUGGGGCAUUCUUUUCAAUUCCUCAAGUUUGAGCAACUCUUCAGUGGAUGCGACUGUUUUAACGAAUCCAUGCAAAGAUUUUGCAUCUCCUCCCCCUCCUCCCGGUGAUGCAAGGCGAGUCGGCCCGCGCCCAUGCCCAGUAUGCUAUGUACCUGUGGAGCAGGCCAUAGCCCGUAUGCCCAGAUUCCCAUCUCCUUCUCCUGUUCUUCAGAAUUUAACUUAUUUCUCUGAGGAGAAUCCAUCAAACACCGAAGCAAAUGGAGGGUCCGAUUUUGGUGGCUAUCCUUCGCUGAAGCAGAGGAAUGAUUCUUUUAACAUCCGAGAGUCAAUGACUGUUCACUGUGGCUUUGUGAAAGGUUGCAGACCUGGUCAUCAAACUGGAUUCGACAUUGAUGUGACUGACCUUAAGUUGUUGGAGCAGUUGCAUGAAGUCAUUGUUGCCUCUGCUAUAUUUGGAAAUUACGAUGUAAUUCAGCAGCCAAAGAAUAUUGGUGAAACUGCACGAAGGGAUGUUCCUUUCUUUAUGUUUGUUGAUGAAGUGACUGAAACAUACAUGAAAAAUUCUAGCAUCUUGGGGAGUAACAAGAAAGUUGGAUUGUGGAGGAUUAUAGUUGUUCGUAAUGUUCCUUACAUUGAUUCAAGGAGAAAUGGAAAGGUGCCAAAGCUCUUGUUGCAUAGGCUCUUUCCGAAUUCGAGGUACUCUAUCUGGAUUGAUGGAAAGCUUCAGCUUGUUGUGGACCCAUACCAGGUUCUUGAGAGGUUCUUGUGGCGCCAAAAUGCAACUUUUGCUAUUUCAAGGCACUAUCGUCGCUUUGAUGUGUUUAAAGAAGCCGAAGCCAAUAAAGCUGGAGGGAAGUACGAUAAUACUUCUAUCGAUUAUCAGAUUGAAUUUUAUAAAAAGGAAGGUUUAACACCGUACACAACUGCUAAGCUUCCUAUAACUAGUGAUGUUCCUGAAGGAUGUGUAAUUAUAAGAGAACACAUCCCCAUCACAAAUCUCUUCAGUUGUCUGUGGUUUAAUGAAGUUGACCGAUUUACUUCCAGGGAUCAGUUGAGCUUUUCAACUGUGAGGGACAAAAUUGCUGCCAAAGUUAACUGGGGCGUCCAUAUGUUUCUAGAUUGUGAAAGGCGCAAUUUCGUUAUACAGGCUUAUCACAGGGACUUGUUGGAACAAAGGGCCCACAUGGCUUUUCUGAGAACUCAAAGUUCACCAGUGAUCGUAGUUCGUGAGAGGAGUCUUCCCAAAAAGAACAUGGUUCGACGUGGAAAAGAGAGGAGAUCUACUUCAAGGAGGCGCCGUAAAGUGAAUCCGAAGACUAGAGAAAUAUUCUUUACUUGA